Molecule: messenger RNA, 2036 nt
Organism: Rhopalosiphum maidis (corn leaf aphid)
Lineage: Eukaryota; Metazoa; Arthropoda; Insecta; Hemiptera; Aphididae
Product: regulator of G-protein signaling 7-like
Exons: 13
Coding region: 405-1964 (519 amino acids)
Biological process (GO): G protein-coupled receptor signaling pathway; intracellular signal transduction; regulation of G protein-coupled receptor signaling pathway
Source: RefSeq, a predicted model, not a curated record
GGCAACGGUCGUCCCGCGCGCGCGCUCUCUGCAGUCGACGGUCGUCCCUCGCACGCGCCCGCGCUCUUUGCCGACCGUCGUCCGCCGCCUCACCGAUCCCUUUGCCACCGACUCGCGCGAGUCAGCUCCGGCAAGGCGAAUAAUAUUAUUGUCAUCGCAGCCGCCACCGCUCCCCCGUCAGUCGUCACGGCCAUCGUACAACGUACACACAUUGCACCGACCGACGGCCGUCGUCCCGCGCGUACGCUACACGAUCGCAACGCGGAACCAGCGACGCUGCUCCAUCCCUCCCGCCCGCCGACAAACACCGACCGACAGCCAGUCAGCCACACGACCGUCUCCCGCCCGACGCGUUUGUCCGUCGUGUCCUUAAUGAACGCAGUCACCAUACACGGGCGUCAUAGAUGUUAAUUGUCCUGUUAAAACCGAUAGGGAUACUAUGUUCCUACAUAUUUAAAGCAAUGGGACAAAGCCUGGUCAUCGGUUCGGAUCGAUCAGCCAGACGAAAGAAACAAAAAGGCGAUGGCAGUGUGCCCGUCGACACGCCGACCGUGUCGCUCACGGCGGCUUCCAUGACCGACCUAGACAAUAUUACUCAGCACCAGAUAGUCUACAAAAAAAUGGAACAACUGAUGGACCGGAUGCAGGACGAAAACACCGGCAUCCCUGUGCGUACUGUCAACAAGUUCAGAGCUAAAGUACCUUCUGUGUUUACCGGUACUGAUUUGAUAUUAUGGAUAAUGAAGAACGUGGAUGUUGAUGAUCAAGUUGAAGCAUUAUACUUUGCAAAUCUUUUGUCAUCUCAUGGUUACUUGUUCCCAAUUGAUGAUCAUUUUCUGAAUGUGAAGAAUGAUGGAUCUUAUUAUCGUUUUCAAACUCCUUAUUACUGGCCGUCAAAUAUAUUUGACCCUGAAAAUACUGAUUAUGCUGUAUAUCUGUGUAAAAGGACAAUGCAAAACAAAACACGUUUAGAAUUGGCGGAUUAUGAAGCUGAAAACUUAGCAAAACUUCAAAAAGUUUUAUCUCGAAAAUGGGAAUUUGUAUUCUUACAAGCAGAGGCCCAAAGUAAAGUAGAUAAAAAACGAGAUCGCAUGGAAAGAAAAAUAUUAGAUAGUCAAGAACGUGCAUUUUGGGACGUACAUAGACCAAUGCCUGGUACUAUAAUAACAACAGAAAUUGACUAUAGGAAAUUAAAGAGGUAUAAAGAAUUAUCUACUUUGGCAAAUGGAGAUAUUAACUUACUACCUAUACAGCUCCCAGUAAAAACUAACAUAGGUAAACCUACUAUUGAAUCUAUAAAAAAAGACAUAACUGCAAUGCGGCUAAAGCUUGAUCGCCGUAAUAUAAAACUAUCAAAAAUUGCAGACACAUACAUUACCUAUUUUGAACAGUAUGCAGAAUAUGAUCCAUUUUUUACACCUCCAGAAUUUAGCAACCCUUGGUUAUUAGAUAAUGUUGAAGUAUGGGAUUGUGACAAGCAUUCUUCUCUGUUUUCGUAUAGGAAAGAAGUUACAGUGCGUAGAAUAAAACGAUGGGCAUUUAGUCUAAAAGAACUUCUAGCUGAUCCUGCUGGAAAGGAACAUUUUACAAAAUUCCUGGAAAAAGAAUUUAGUUGUGAAAAUUUAAAAUUUUGGGAAGCAGUACAGAAUCUUAAGAAAUUACCACAACGUGAAGUGCCUCAAGCUGCCGAAGAAAUCUGGGCAGAGUAUCUAAGUGGUGAUUCACUAAACAUUGACUCUCAGUCAAGAGAAUUAAGCCGAAAGAACAUGUCUGCUCCUGAUAGAUGGGCAUUUGAUAUUGCUGCCGUUCAUGUUUACCAUUUAAUGAAGAGUGAUAGCUACCAGAGGUAUAUAAGAUCAGAAAUGUAUAAAGAAUAUUUAAAUACUUCAAAGAAAAAGACUUCCAUGAAAGGCAUUAGGUCUAUUGUAUCAUUUUCUGGAAAAAGAGAUAUUUGCCCAUCGUGAUGGUAUGCGUACUUAAAUUAUUCAAAGUACCUAUUCAAUACAGUUCAAAUAUUUGGAACAUUAUUUACUUUU